Molecule: messenger RNA, 1344 nt
Organism: Oncorhynchus keta (chum salmon)
Lineage: Eukaryota; Metazoa; Chordata; Actinopteri; Salmoniformes; Salmonidae
Product: cordon-bleu protein-like 1
Exons: 2
Coding region: 1057-1320 (87 amino acids)
Molecular function (GO): actin monomer binding
Source: RefSeq, a predicted model, not a curated record
GACCUAAUCAGAGGGAAAAGAGGGAACAGGUGUGAGAGAGUAAACGAGGUCGUUAGAGGAGAAUGAGGGACAGCUGGGAGAAGGAAAGGGACCAUAGAGAAAGAGAGAGAUAGAGGGAGAGAAGGUAACCUAAAACGACCAGCAGGGGGAAACGAAGAGAAGAGAAAGAACAGGAACAAGACAUAACAUGACAAUACAUGACACAAAGCGAUGUCCAUACAGAAAUGGUUUGUUGAGAUCGGUGUGGAAAAACUUGACUGGCCUGCACAGAGCCCUGACCUCAACCCCAUCGAACACCUUUAGGAUAAUUGGAACGCCGACUGCGAGCCAGGCCUAAUCGCCCUGUAACACUUUUAGUGCCCGAUCUCACUAAUGCUCUUGUAGCUGAAUGGAAGAAGGUCCUCGCAGCAAUGUUCCAACAUCAAGUGGAAAGCCUUUCUCAGAAGAGUGGAGGCUGUUAUAGCAGCAAAGGGGGACCAACUCCAUAUUAUGCCCAUGAUUUUGUAAUGAGAUGUUGGACGAGUACAUGUCCACAUACUUUUGGUCAUGCAGUGCAAGUCAUGUAUUAUAGUAACACUUUCAGUUGACUGUGGCAUCAGCUUCUCACAGGAUGUCAUCUCCUCUCCUUAUGUUGACAUUGUCCCUCUCUGUUGGGAGAUUCAGUCAAGUCUCCCACUCUGGUCGCGUCAAGACCCCUGGGGAGGCUCCAUGGAGGAGUACCUGCUAGAGAGGGAGCAUACUCUAGCAGUGGUUCUACCAGGAGGCCUGGAGAAAACGGCCCAGAUACAUGGGAGGUAAGAGGCAUACAGACAGAAUGUUUCGUUGGAGCCAUACAAAAUUGUACUGUGUAUUUGGAAUGGAUUGACUUUGUACGAAAAAGGUAUGAAAAUGUAUGCACUCACUUCGAUGAGAGCAUCUGCUAAAUGACUAAAAUGUAAAUGGGUUCCUUGGACAUACUGGUCACACUCUGUGCCCUGAACCACCUGAAUCCAUCUGAGUUCACCAUAGAACUCCAGAAACCAAAUAUCCUUCAAUCCCACCUCUCUGAUUGGAGCCAUGGAGGCUCACAGGAUCAUACUGAAACCUAAAGGGGGAGAGGAGAAGAUAAAGAGGCUGUACGUGCCAGAGGUCACUGUACGUCUGCUGAUCAACUACAAGAAGAACCAUAAGGUCGUUGUGAGGGUCAGCCCUAGAGUCCCUCUGGAGCGGCUCCUGCCUGCGGUGUGUGUGAAGUGUGAGUUUGACCUGGAGUCCACCAUUUUAAUGAGAGCCAAUGGCUCUGAAGAACCUUUAAACCUGAGCAGGUCCCUCGGUGGCUAAGGGAACUGUACGCCAAGGACAUGG